AGUAUCGAUCGAGAAUAUCGAACAUGUAAACAGUAAGCAAUUGACAGCUGGCUUGUCAAACUGCUAUUCACAAAAGUGUUUUAAGUUUUUUUUAUUUUUUUUUUACUUCAGUAUAUCGGUCUUAAGCUAUUCAUAAAGGAAAAAUUGCAACCAUUUUGCCUUAAAAGUGGAAUGAAGUCUUGCGUGCUUGUAAUCUUAUAGUAAAAUGCGUCAGCUACUAUCUUUUGCUUAUCAGUCGUUAUCUUUAACGGUUUUGUUUGCUGAAAAGUAACCAGGCAGAAAAAGUAUGCUUGCGAGAGAGCACAGUUCGAGCAGCUGAACACCUAGUUGGACAUAGUUGGAUGAACAAUGGCAAGGAACGUGCCGGAUAAUGAAGAUGGCGGCGAGGACAAGGAACAGAGCGCGUUCCAUGAUGUGAACUUGGAUGCCAGUCUGGAUGAGGAACUUGAAGACAACUACAAAGACCUGGGAGUGGGAACGGGUACGUUCGGCCCUCGAUCGCCGUACCGGCCCUACCUGCGCACCACUGCACAGUACAUCCCAGGGCAGAGGUUCUCCAGGUACAGAAAUGCCCUCAAGAACUUGAUCCCGGUGCGAAAGAAGCAGAGGUCCAAAGAUUUUAUAGCAGUGGACAAGGCCGGACUAUUUUCUUCGAUAACGUUUUCGUGGAUGUCUCAGUACAUGUACAAAGCUUACAAGAAGGGACUGUACCCAGAAGAUAUUCCUCAUGUGUCUCCAUUCGACUCAAGUGAUUUGAAUGCUCAGAGACUGGAGCUGCUUUGGCAGAAGGAAGUGACGCAGAAGGGGCGAAAAGAUGCCUCGUUUGGCCGCGUGGUGUGGAGGUUUGUCAGGACGAGAGUUUUGAUCUCGUCGCUUUUGUUUUCACUCAGCCUUGCCAUUGGCUUUGUCAGCCCAACAAUAUUCAUGCGCAAAUUACUCGAGUAUGCCGAAGAUGGAAAUGGAACGGCAGAAGAAGGUGUGAAGUGGGCUGUGUGUUUGACUCUAGCCGAAUUUUUCAGGAUAUUUUUUUUCUCAUGGAAUUGGGGGAUGAAUUACAGGACAGCUGUUCGCCUGCGUUCUGCCUGCCUCACCAUGUUGUACAAGAGAGUAAUACGCCUCAGCAAUUUUAGAGAUGUUGGACAGUUGAUAAACAUCUUCGGGACGGACAGCCAGCGGAUAUUCGACAUGGUGCUGUUUGGCCCGAUGAUCGUGGGCGGACCGCUGAUGAUGGCCUGUGGCGUCGGCUACGUGUUGUGGUUGCUGGGACCGUGGGCCCUGCUCGGCAUGCUGGUCUUCCUGGUGUUCUACCCGGUGCAGUACGGCUUGUCUCGCCUGAUCGGCUACUUGAGAGGAAAGACCGUCUCGGUGGGUGACAAGAGGAUAAGGUUGGUGACGGAAGUACUUGAGUCCAUCAAGCUCAUCAAGAUGUAUACGUGGGAGAAGUUUUUCUCGAAGAAACUGCUUGACGUCAGGGCCCAGGAGUCGUCCUGGCUGAUGAAGGCUGCUUGCUGCCACUCCCUCAGCAUCUCCUUGGCCCCUACGGUCCCGGUGAUCUCCGCCAUCGUCACGUUCCUCGUGCACGUCGCCGCCGGGAACAGCCUCACCGCCGCGCAGGUUUUCCCAUUUGUGGCCAUACUGAACUCACAGAUACGAAAUUCUUUCAACGUUCUUGAAAUCGGCAUUCAAAAUUUAUUUGAAUCGAAGGUGGCAUUCCAGAGGUUAAAGGGUGUACUUUCGCUGGAAGACAUUGGUUGGUCCCCCAUUCGGCCGAUUGACAAGUCACAAGCUGUUUGCAUCAAUAAUGGGACAUUUUCUUACCCUACUGCAGAAUUACCAGACUCAAGAACCAAGAAACAAAACAAAAAGAUAAAGAGGAAAGAUGUACUGGCAAGCAAGACUGAAAAGGAACACCUUCAGCCAUUGGCUGAUGGCGAGACACAGUAUCUCAAUGUGCUCUUUGACAUCAACAUCCAGUUGGAAAAGGGUCAGCUGGUGGGGGUGUGCGGCCCGGUGGGGGCGGGGAAGUCGUCUCUGCUGCUGGCGGCUCUCGGCCAGAUGAGGAUAGCCGGCGGCCACGUGGCCCGGGACGGCUUGUGCGGCUACGUCAGCCAGGAGCCCUGGAUCCUCAACGCAACCCUGAAGGACAACAUUCUGUUCGGAGAGAAGUUUCGAGCCAAAAGAUACUACGAUGUUCUCUACUCCUGCUGCCUGACUGAGGAUAUCAACUCGUUGCCUGGGGGUGAUGAAACUGAGAUUGGAGAGAGGGGCAUUAAUCUGUCUGGUGGUCAGAAGCAACGCGUCUGCCUGGCCAGAGCCGUGUACGCCAACAGAGACAUAUACUUCCUGGAUGACCCACUGAGUGCAGUGGAUGCUCACGUGGGGGUCCAUCUCUUUGAGAAGUGCAUAAGGACUGCCCUGAAGGAGAAGACAGUAGUGUUCGUCACUCAUCAAGUUCAGUUCCUGAAGCACUGUGAUGAGAUUUAUGUGAUGAAAGAUGGCCGUGUAGUGGAGCAUGGGAAGCAUACAGAACUUGUGGACAAACGUCAUGAGUACUACUCAAUGAUGCAGGCGAGCAUGGCUGGGUCAGAUCAGAAUUAUAAUGACAAAGAAGAAGAAGGAGAAGUCCCAGCGGACGGCUUGCAGAGAAACAGCGUCGGUUCUGCUGCCAGCAUAGAAGAAAUUACACAGAACCCGAACGCUGCAGGGCAGCAGCUGACCACGGCCGAGAAGACGGAGCGGGGCAGCGUCAAGGCGCAGACGUACCAGCGGUACAUCUCGGCGGCCGGGGGGGUCUGCGUCCUCCUGUGCGUCGUGGUGAUGUUCCUGCUGAACGUUGGCAGCACUGCGUUCAGCUCCUGGUGGUUGGCCAUGUGGAUCAGCGCAGGGGGAGGGAAUGUUACAGUGGUUGUGAACAACCAGACGGUGUUGAGUCGGGACAUCAACGACAACCCGGACCUGCCCACGUACCAACUCGUGUACGCGGCCAUGAUCGCAGUCAUACUCGCGACAAGCUUGCUUCGAGGUCUCGUCAUCACCAAGGUUACUUUAAGGGCAUCCAACAAUCUGCACAACAGUCUUUUUAAGCGAAUGAUGUGCAGUCCGAUGUCUUUUUUUGAAACAACUCCUACUGGCCGUAUUCAGAAUCUUUUCUCACGAGACAUGGAUGAAGUGGACUCACGCUUGCCAAUAAACAUAGAGAGCAUGCUGCAGAACAUUUGGACCAUCGUGUUUGCGAUCAUGUUCAUUUGCCUGGCGUUCCCUUGGUUCAUCAUCCCGUUGCUGGUUCUCGCAGUCGUAUACUACUUUAUCAGCAAGAUAUUCAGGGUGGCGGUGCGAGACCUGAAGCGUUUGGAGACGGUAUCUCGGUCGCCAAUAUUCAGCUGGGUCAGCACAACCGUGCAAGGACUUACUUCUAUCCACGCCUUCAACAAGGAAGGAGAGUUCACAGAAAAGUUCAUGCAGAUGUUCGACGAGAACACGACGUGCUUGUUUCUCUCCUCUAUUGCCAUGAGGUGGCUCGCAGUCCGAGUCGACUCUUUAGCCGUGUGCACAGUGUGCGUAACUUCGUUCCUGGUGAUCUUCCUGCACGGGCAAGUGCCGGCAGCUCUGGCGGGGUUGGCACUCGCCUACUCGUCGCAGAUCAGCGGAGUGUUCCAGUACACCACGCGGCUGCUGUCUGAAACGGAGGCUCGCUUCAUCUCCGUCGAGAGGAUAAAUGCCUAUUACGAGAGUUUAAAAACAGAAGGAGGAAGCGGCAAGAAGAUUAAACCCACGUCUAGUUGGCCCCUAAAAGGCAUAAUCAGGUUCCAGAACGUCUACCUGCGAUACAGGGAGGGCUUGCCGCAUGCCCUCAAAAAUGUUUCCUUCACAGUCCUCGAUGGAGAGAAAAUAGGCAUAGUUGGCCGCACCGGAUCGGGCAAGAGCUCCCUGGUGGCAGCACUGUUCCGCCUGGUGGAGCUGUCAGACGGCAAGAUCAAGAUAGACGGGAUGGACAUAGCAGACAUCGACCUUGAGCAGUUGCGCAGCCGCAUCGCCGUCAUUCCCCAGGAUCCCGUGCUGUUCUCUGGGACAGUCAGAUCCAACCUCGACCCGUUUUCAAAGAACAGCGACCAGGAGCUGUGGGACGUGCUGGAGAAGGUCGGUUUGAAGGGGAAGGUGUCGGCAAUGGCCGGCCAGCUGGCGGCGGCCGUCGGGCAGGCCGGGGGCAACCUGUCGGUGGGGGAGCGGCAGCUUCUCUGCCUCGCUCGGGCUCUGCUGCGCAACUGCAAGGUACUGGUGCUGGACGAGGCGACGGCGUCCGUGGACCCUGGGACGGCGGCGGCCGUGCAGGAGACAGUCGGGAGGGUGUUCGAGGCGUGCACCGUGCUAGUGGUCGCGCACCGCCUCUCCGCCGUGCAGGCCAGCGACCGCGUGCUCGUCAUGGGCAGCGGCGAGGUCAUGGAAUUUGACACGCCCACAAACCUUUUGUUGGAUCCAAGCUCUCAUUUCUACAAAAUGAUGGCGGUGACAGAUGCAUCCGUGGGAGGCCAGCGGCAGUUGCAAACCUCGGAGUGAACUUUAACUUUGGUGCAUCGCCAUGCUUGACUUUUGUCUCAAACUCGUUUGGGAUGAAUAAUGACUGAUUCUCGCAUGGUCUCAUCAGUAUUUUGAUUCCAAACCCCAGCUCAACACAGUGUUUAAGUUACGUAUUUGUUUACAUGAAAGAUAUGGUUUAUUAAAACUAUAAGAUAUUUAUGUGUGGUAACCGUUUGUGAUUUUUGUUAAAGGUCUGUUGUAAAUUGAUAUUUUAUUGCAAACUGAGGAUUUUUAUUCCUCCUAGCACUAGAUGAUUAUAAUGUUAAGUUGUUAACUACAUUAAACACACACAUAUUUUUAUACAACACACAACCAGAUAUUUGGGGAUUAAAGAUUUUAUUUAUAUGAG
This is a messenger RNA of Bacillus rossius redtenbacheri, 4924 nucleotides long. RefSeq names its product ATP-binding cassette sub-family C member 5-like. Gene Ontology annotation, cellular component: membrane. Gene Ontology annotation, molecular function: ATP hydrolysis activity; ABC-type transporter activity; ATP binding. Gene Ontology annotation, biological process: transmembrane transport. The transcript has 30 exons. Bases 349 to 4554 code for a protein of 1401 amino acids. NCBI's taxonomy places the organism in Eukaryota, Metazoa, Arthropoda, Insecta, Phasmatodea, Bacillidae. The record is from RefSeq and is a predicted model, not a curated record.